Phanerochaete carnosa HHB-10118-sp is the source of this 1248-nucleotide messenger RNA. RefSeq lists its product as uncharacterized. The record is from RefSeq and is a predicted model, not a curated record. The transcript has 17 exons. Bases 1 to 1248 code for a protein of 415 amino acids. Gene Ontology annotation, molecular function: hydrolase activity, acting on carbon-nitrogen (but not peptide) bonds, in linear amides. Lineage: Eukaryota; Fungi; Basidiomycota; Agaricomycetes; Polyporales; Phanerochaetaceae.
AUGGCUACAAAAGCUAACUCAAUCCCUCACCCCACUCUUAUAAAGGGUCUUCAUAAUCGUUGGCACUGCGACAUCCCGCCUGUCGUUUCAGUUAAGCCCGGCCAGACGUUCAACAUCGAAUGCAUCGACUGGACCGGUGCUCAGAUCGGCAACAACGAUAGUUCCGAUGAUAUCAAGAAUGUCGACCUGACCGCCAUACACAACCUCAGCGGACCUAUCGCGGUUGAAGGCGCCGAGCCGGGCGAUUGUCUAGUUGUGGACAUUCUCGAUGUCCGGCCCUUCGAUCAGAUGCCUUGGGGCUACACUGGCAUCUUCGAGCUGAAUAAUGGCGGUGGCCUGUUCGCGCGUGAGUUCGAUAGCAAAGCGUGCAAGGCGAUCUGGGACUUUAACGGCAUCUACGCGACGUCUCGUCACGUCCCCGGCGUGCGCUUCGCGGGCAUCUCGCACCCAGGCCUCAUCGGUACGGCGCCCUCCCCCGAGCUGUUAGCGACGUGGAACAAGCGCGAGGGUGAGCUUAUCGCGGCUCACAAGGACGAGGUGCCUGCCGUUGCAUUCCCGCCUGAGCCCAAAGGCGCCUAUGUUGGUCAGGACCUGCCGAAGGAUGUUCUUGAGAAGAUCUACAGGGAAGGUGCGCGGACAGUCCCUGGGCGUGAGCAUGGUGGAAAUUGUGAUAUCAAGAACCUGUCCAGGGGCUCGCGCUGCUACUUUCCUGUUUUCGUGAAAGGCGCGAACCUGUCCGUUGGUGAUCUGCACUUUUCUCAGGGUGACGGUGAAAUGUCGUUCUGUGGCGCCAUUGAAAUGGCCGGUAUUAUUACCUUCAACUGCAGCAUUAUCAAGGGUGGCACCGAAAAGUUCGCGCUCAAGCAACCUAUCUUCUUGCCUUCUCCCAUCGAUCCGAUGUACUCAGCCAAACUCGUCUUUGAGGGUAUCAGCGUUGACUAUCAUGGCGAUGGCAAGCAAUACAACAUGGACGCUCUCCAUUGUCACAGCACCGUCGCCUACAAGCAAGCCGCUUUAAAUGCUAUCACCUAUCUCAUGAAGCUCGGAUACACGCGUGAGCAGGCCUACCUUCUGCUUUCGGCAGCUCCAGUUGAGAGUCACAUUGGUGCGAUUGUGGACUCGCCGAACGCAUGUGUAACGAUGGGUCUGCCUCUGGGGAUUUUUGAAUUCGACAUCCUGCCGAAGGAAGAAGGCCUGCAAAAGCGGGACUUUGGUCAGUGCGCGAUCCGGAGCGAUGGCGUUGUCUAG